Messenger RNA from Tachysurus vachellii, 6595 nucleotides. RefSeq names its product ASXL transcriptional regulator 2 (gene asxl2). The record is from RefSeq and is a predicted model, not a curated record. Gene Ontology annotation, biological process: animal organ morphogenesis; positive regulation of transcription by RNA polymerase II. Gene Ontology annotation, cellular component: PR-DUB complex. The coding region runs from base 130 to 3669 and encodes 1179 amino acids. The transcript has 12 exons. Lineage: Eukaryota; Metazoa; Chordata; Actinopteri; Siluriformes; Bagridae. Gene Ontology annotation, molecular function: chromatin binding; DNA binding; peroxisome proliferator activated receptor binding.
ACCUGCUACUUACAGUAAGGACCCAAUAUGGCAGAAAUGGUAGGAAUCGCACCAUAACUGAAGCAACAUUACCAUCUAUACGGUAACGGACUCGCGCAUUAGGACGAUUUCCGGGAACCGAUCGCAGACAUGAGGGAAAGACAAAAGAAGAAAAAGGGGAGGACAUGGGCAGAGGCGGCAAAAACGGUGCUUGAGAAGUACCCAAACACACCGAUGAGUCAUAAAGAGAUCCUGCAGGUGAUUCAGCGAGAGCGACUCAAGGAGAUAAGUGGGACUUCCCCCCUCGCCUGCCUCAACGCCAUGCUUCACACAAACUCCCGGGGUGAGGAGGGGAUUUUCUACAAAGUUCCCGGUCGAAUGGGAGUCUAUACACUGAAGAAGGACAUUGCGGAUGUGGUGAAGGAGCUGUCAGAGGAGGCUUCCGAAGACAACAGUGAUAACUUGUCUGACUCACGGAGCAUAGAAAACAACACCAGUGGCAGCAGCAAAGAGGGCAAUAGAGGAAGGUGGAAAAGAAGAGGGCAAACAAAUCUGCAAUCACAGCCAUCUUCCCCACAGUCUCGCUGCUCUUCUCCUUCAAUCUCCAGCAGCAAACUCAUCUCUUCCUCGCAGAAACACAGCAAAAAAGCACUUAAACAGGCUCUAAAGCAGCAGCAGCAGAGGAAUCAGCGCCGUCAGUGUGGGAUCCCUACAACCUCCAGCCCACGACUUCUUCUUAAAACUGUUAAAAAAAUGGCUGAUUCAACAUCCUCCAAAAGCAGCUGGGAGCUUAAACAGUCAGAGCGUUGUCCUGCUAGUCCCCAGAACUCCACCUCUAGCUCCUCCUCCUCUGUCAAAGCAGAAGUGUGCCAUACUGUUGGAUCCAGGAAGAUCUCUCAGCGUUCCAGUCGUCUUAAUGCCCGCCAGUUGAGAAGAACAAAGUGUGAGAUUGAUGUAGAGACGCCUGAUUCCAUCCUUGUCAAUACUAAUCUCCGGGCCUUAAUCAACAAACACACAUUUUCCAUGUUGCCCCCAGAGUGUCAGCAGAGACUCCUGAAGCUACUGCCAGAGAUCGACCAGCAGUCAUGCAUGGAUGGUCUCCUGAGAGUAACUAGUUCUGCUUUGAACAAUGAGUUUUUCACAUCAGCAGCACAGUCUUGGAAGGAGAGACUAGCCGAAGGUGAAUUCACCCCAGAGUUAAGACUAAGGAUUCGGCAAGAGAUUGAGAAAGAGAAGAAAGUGGAGCAUUGGAAAGAGCAAUUCUUUGAAAAUUUCUAUGGAGAGCAGUCUGGGUUAAGCCUUGAGGAAUACAGAGAGAUGACAGAGACUGAAAGCACCUCUAAGCCUGGAAAAACAGAGUCUAGCACAGAAGCACAGAAACCAAACUACACUGUUGAGGUCUCCCACAAGGAGCUGAGAUCCAGAGAAGUGAAAACAACAGUGUCUAAAAGCCAUCCACUACCAGAGUCCUUCCAUGCUGAGCCAGUUACAGACAGUCAUUCAGUUUCUGACAAGGCGUCUUCAAAUGCAGAGACUGUGUCUGUGACACAGGAGGACACGUCACCUCCUGCAGAGAAAGUGGUUGAACUACUACCAUUGAUUGUAGAUGACAAGGGGGAAGAGAGCAAGAUUAGUAGCCCAUCAUCUCCUCAAAAAGUAAAGGAUAGCAUAGAGAGUGAAUCUAUAAAGGUAGAGGGGGUUAUGUCAAGAGUGUCUGAAGUUACCACUGAAUCACUGAAGCGGAAACUCUCCAGUGAGCAAGAAGUAGCAGAGAAGAAACCUCGGGUUGCAGAAGGGACACCCCUAACAACAACAGAUGGGUCACCCUCAACACCAGCUCCAGUAACUGCACCACAGAGAGUGCCACCUCUUAAAAUCCCUGUGUCACGAAUCCUCUCUGCUCCUGGAGCUUCAAACCAAGUGUCUCCAAGGACUCCUCAUCCUUUGACACCACCUAGUAUCCGCCCAGGUUGCACCGGUGCACGCACUUUAGCCGACAUAAAAGCUAAAGCCAAGCUAGCUCGGGAACAGCGUGCCGCAGCAGCCGCAGCGGCAGGUGUAACACGUAGAGGAUCCACUUCAGGACCUAGCUCAUCUGGAUGUACCUCCACACCAUCCCCAGUCCAGUCCUUGUCAGAAGAGUUUUCACCAGCAAGCAGUAGAAGCCAAUCGGUAUCUCCCGUAAAAAUGAGUUCAGUGUCUCCUGUUCCUGAAAGCAAAGGAGUACAAAUAUCUCCUUCCUCAAGUGCAACUGAGCAGAUGGACCCUAGUUUUGUUCCAAGCUCUAACACAAACCAGUUUAUUUCGAAAGCCCUUCUGGCUUCCCAGAUGACUCUGCAUGCAACAAAUCCUCACUUGAAGGAGAAUUGUGUCCUUCUCUCUGUUGGUGGAAUGCAGAUAUCACCUUCAAAUAUACUGGCAUACAGCCAGAAAGCACAAGAGGCACUGUUGCCAGGGACCUCAGCGAUCAAAUCCUGUUCCUCAAUUCCUGCCAAUAAUCCACUGGUUGCUCAACUCCUUCAAGGUAAAGAAGUUCCCCUUGAGAAGAUUCUUCCAAAAACACUUGCCAAGUUAAAUGUGCAGCCAGCGACUGUUGUAGCAAACAGUAAAGGGAACUUAGCCAUUAGGACAUCAGGGAUGGGGAAGGAGAAACCUCUAGGUGCAGAGGACAUUGUCAAAUCUAGACUGCUGCGUUAUUCUGGCAGACCUGGGACCAGUGUGGACAAGUUGGACAAGAACACCCAAGAGCAGAUUCUCCACGUCUUAAGGCACAGAAGUCAGCAGGGCCGAAUCUCUCAGCCAUCCCAAAACGAGCCCUGUCUGCUCGGCUAUCCAGAAAGCUCUAAUGACCGACCAAGUUUUCAAUUAGGCUUCAUUGGACGAAAGAGGUUGUCCAAACCUGCCAUGACAGGACACUAUCUCCUGAAUAUCUCCACAUAUGGCAGAGGGUCUGAGAGCAGCAAACGACCUCAUCUGGCCAACCUAAAGAGAGAAAAUGUGGAAGGAGAAGAAAAGGACAGGAUAGAACUUAAAGAAGAUUGUUAUUCUUCAAAAGGGCAUUACAGGCCAUUUGAAAAGCAAGAAUUUCACAUCACAAGACCAGAUGAUACACCAGGGUACAAACACUGUCCUCAAAUAAAGUUAGAAUCUCAAUCACUGAGUUGUUUGUCCAACAAAGAAGGUGGCACUUCUACAAGAACCAAAGAAAUAUCUCCAAGUUUGAACCUUGACACCAAUAAACAGUGUAUCUCAGGGCCUCAUCAUUCAGUUGACUGUAAGCCACAACUAACGUCCUUCCAGUCACAGAGGUCACAGGAUGGACAAGAAACCAUGGCGGGUACUUUCUAUGGUGGCACUAUCAGUAUGUCCAUGCCACACUCAAUAAAUCAUAGCAUCACAGACUCCGGUGCCUCUCCUGAGGUUACAUGUAGUAAUGAGAACACCAGCGAGGGGAUGAUGUCAUUUUCCGUGACUGUCACUGCCAUACCUGCAGGUCACCUUCUCGAUCAGGGAAAGGGUGAGACCUCACCUGAGCAAGCCUUCAUUGAAGCUUCUGGAAUGGAGGAUGUCCAAUCAAAAUGCUACUGUCGGCUAAAGGCCAUGAUCAUGUGCAAAGGAUGCGGGGCCUUCUGUCAUGAUGACUGCAUUGGGCCCUCCAAACUGUGUGUCUCCUGCUUGGUGGUACGAUGAUGGAUGUGAACAUUUAAGGUUAAAGUUAAACUAUCAAGCAAGUAAGUGCGAAGCUGUUCAAGUGAACAGUGAACUUCUCACUGUGUUGAUAUGGCUUUUAUGCUGUUGAUCUCACAUUCAGUAUGUACAUGUACAUAAUCUGUGCAAUGUUAGGGUAAAACUUCCUCUCAGUUCAUUUACUGAAAACUGAGCACCUUGUUCUAGAUGCAAGACCUCUUGAAUAGUGGCAAUAUAUAAACUCUGGUCAUGUUUUUCUUAUCUUUUCCUUUCUUUUGCAUUUUAGAAAGGAAAGUAAUGGUAUGCUACUAUUUUUGCAUACCUGAAUAUCAUGACCAUCCCUUUCUUUUUCUUGCUUCCUUUUAAAUCAUUUAUUUUUUUUAAUACUGUGCAGCUUGUUGGAUCACUAACAACAACAAUAAUAUGUAGUUCAGCAAAACAAUAUUUUGCUGAAUAGUUUAAGCCUUAGUAACUCAAGAUCCAGACGGCUAAAAUACCAAUUAAUUUAGAGAAUUACUGUGAAAAAAAAUAUUUUAAUGACUUGCCUUAUGUCUAGGCUAAAAGUGGUACUCUUCUGUGUGAGUGGCAUCAGUGGUAGAUAAAGUUAUUUAUGGUGCAGAAGGGACUAAAUACCACAAGCUAGCACUAAUCUACAAUCCCUUUUUUUUUAUAUAUCAUGGGAUAUGAAGAAAUUGAUUAUUUUGGUUACUGAAAGUGGCAAUAAUUUGUACAUUUGUUAUAUUUAUUACAAGAAUGAUCUAAAUUAUCUAAAUUUAAUAGAAUCAAAAUCCCUUAUAUCUUAUCUUAGCUACUUUUUAGUGCUGCACUUUUGUAUCAAAGAAAAAUGGUAACUUGAACAGACUACUCGCUGUGUAGUAUGUUGUGAGUAAGUCGAUUAUGAUGGGAGCUAAAGCACUUCUCUUUGAAAUAAUCGAAUGUUCCCUCUCAGGAGCAAACCCAGGUCUUUGUCAUUUCACUAUUUGUCUAAACACUCACAUGUUGUUUACCAGUGAGGAGUUUGAACUGACAACGAAGUUCCAAGACUGUAGAUAUACUUUAAAACUAUCAAGAAAUCACAGUUGUUUUUUUAAACAAAACUUAAUUUUGAUUGAUAUAAGCCAGUGUGUGAAAUGACUUUUUUUUUUUAAUGUAAAUAGAUAUACGCUUUUUUUUAAAAAAGAUUUUAUCGUCUUUUUAUGACUUUAAUGUAUGACACGUUUCUUAAUGCGACUCGCACUACACCACAAAAAUGAUGUCUUAGCAAGUGACAUUAUCAUGAAUAUAGUCGAACUGAUUUGGCGUUUCCUGUUAUACAAUCACAACACACUAAAUAUACGAAUAUUAACCCCAUUUUAAGCCCAUUUUCAUUAACAUUUCAAGCUUUUUUUCUUCUAUUAGUAGAUACUUUUGCUUCUUUCUAAAUAAAUUGAGCAAAGCUAUCCGAUAGAACAAGAAAACAUGAUUAAAAAUGCAAGAUACAUUUGUUUAUAUUCAAAAUAUUUUCACUUGCAAAUUGUAUUGCAGUGUAUAAUACUGGAUGCUCCCUAUUCAGAUAAACCGGUACCUUCUGAUAUGUUUGUUGUAUAUUAAUAUACAUAACGUGUACAGAAAGGUGUGCAUGUUAUCCACCUGUUAUUAUGUUUGUGAAAUUUCUGCCUUGUGUUUCAGACAUUUUUAAAAGAUUUCUGUUGGUAAUAUACCAAAGUCAAUUUGUGGAAAUGAGAUAAUCAGAUAAUAAGCAAAUUUUGUUUGUAAUGUCUGUGUAGUUUUGAAAAGUAAUAUAUUUUAAUUAAUAUAUUUUAAUAUAAAAAAAGUCUAUUUACAAUCAAUUUUAGAUAAAAAUUUAAAGAAACAGGGUAUUUACUAUGUCUUCUUUAUAUUUGCUGUCCUGUUUUGUAACACCUCUUCCCAGGGUGAACAUAAGACUUUAUACUGAUUUUUGUUUGUACCAGAAUUGCCAUGAAUCUGUUUUAUGUGAGUUAGUCUUACCUGGAAUACAUUUAUGUACUACUCGAGCGAAUUUACCUGAAAUGAAAAUACUUUGUGUGGCAUUAGCUGGCAUCAUUACAAUUUUCCUUAGAAAUCACAAUCAUAUUGGAGGAUGUUUCCCGCUCUUAUUCUUCCUGUAUUUACAUGUAUGUGUGAGCUCCACAGUGUCAUGUUUGCUAGUGGUGUAUCCGUAGAAAUAGCUGUGUGGAGUGUUCUUUGUGUGUGUGAGUUUUUUUCAGGUAAUUUUGAUGGUUGUUGUGUGAGUUGGUAACUGUACCUGAUCUGGUUGUACUGAUAUAUGCAGUAUAGUAAACAGUGUGUGGAUUUACACACACACACACACACACACACACACACACACACACAGAAAAUAGAGACAUAAAGUAACUGUGCUAAUUCUUUUCUGUUUCUCUGAUUUAUCUUUUUUUGGUGUUGGGAAUUUCAAAUGAACACAGUUUUAUCUAAGUUAAAUUGUAGAUGCCUAUAUUGGUAAAUGAUUGUGAUAAUUUUGUACACAUUAAUUGAGCAAUAUGAAAUUCUUUUUUUUCUGGAUCAGUACUUAAAAAAAAUAUUGUAUUUGCUAUACAAAUAAAUAAAAAAUCUCAGAGUAUUUGUAUUUUUUAGACACACCUCUACAUUAAUGUCAAUAAUUGUCAUAAAAUGACGUAUUAGACAUUUUAAAACAUGGCACCUUCUUAGGGAUUUUAUUCUCCAUGCAAUCUGUGACAUUAAAUGCAAUCUUUUAUCAUAAUUACGGCAAUCACAAAACCCAGUGGAGUGUGCCUCCUUUUAAUGUGGGUUUUUUUGUUUUGUUUUGUUUUUUAAUAUACUACAGCUCUAUGUAAAAUAAAGGUGAAUGUAUUAUACAUAACUGUAAUAAUCACUUGUAAGUAAAAGUGUGUUUUAUCUAUAAAUAAUAAGAAUAAAAUACAUUAAGUGA